Dryobates pubescens (Downy woodpecker) is the source of this 2067-nucleotide messenger RNA. It is a transcript of the gene AGT, whose product is annotated as angiotensinogen. NCBI's taxonomy places the organism in Eukaryota, Metazoa, Chordata, Aves, Piciformes, Picidae. Gene Ontology annotation, molecular function: serine-type endopeptidase inhibitor activity. Gene Ontology annotation, biological process: regulation of systemic arterial blood pressure by renin-angiotensin. The transcript is spliced from 5 exons. The record is from RefSeq and is a predicted model, not a curated record. The coding region runs from base 108 to 1502 and encodes 464 amino acids.
GAGCCAAAUACCCCUCCAAAAUCGGGAAGAGUGGGGAACAAGAGAGCAAGAACAUCUUCGCUGAAGAGCAAGUUUGAGAGCAGACACCGUGGAAGCAAUUUUUCACCAUGAACCUGGCAGCAAAUCUUCUCUGUUUUUUGGUGUGCCUCACCACAGUGUCUUCUGACCGAGUCUACGUUCACCCUUUCAAUUUGUUUUCAUUCAACAAGAGUACCUGUGAGGAGCUGGAAAGUCUUGGCCAGGAGGGAAUGAAAACUUUUAUCCCUGUCUCCAUUGAGUCCCACACCACACCUGCCUAUGAAGAUGACCUGAACAACAAGGACCAGCUGGAAGCCCCAAGGCUGAACAGCUGGGGGAGGCAGAGACUGAGCUAUGUGAAGGACUCUUUGUGUGUGCUGGGUACACGGUUUUACAGCGUGCUGCGGGACGCACGGCGGGGACAAAACUUGCUGCUGUCUCCAACCAGUCUUUAUGGCUCCUUGGUAUCAUUCUACCUGGGUGCCUCAAACCAGACUGCAGCUGAUUUGCAGAGUUUGCUAGGAUUUAUUCCCCCAUCUGGAGAUCCUGACUGCACGUCCAGGGUGGAUGGACAUAAAGUCCUUUCCAGCCUGAGGAUGAUUGAAAACCUUGUCAAGAGCAGGGAUGAGGAGCUGCUCUUUUCCAAGAUGCUCUACCUGUUCUCUGCCCCCGGCACAGCUCUAUCGCAGCAGUUCAUACAGGACUUGCUUCCCUCUGCUGAUGCUCUCUAUGCUCGAGCUGUUGACUUUACAAACCCAAGCGAGGCAGCAAAGCAAAUAAAUGCUUUUGUGGAGGCCAAAAGCAAGGGCCAAAGCAAGUGCCUACUGGCAGACAUUGAUCCAUCAGCUGACCUGCUGUUUGCAGUGGACGUCCGCUUAGCAGUGAAUGCUAAGCAAGUCUCCCUGCUCAAAGAGCCCCAGGAGUUCUGGGUGGAUUCAAACAUGAAGGUUUUGGUCCCCAUGUUGUCAGUCGUGGGGACAUUCAAGUACAAAACUGAUGCCAGUGGGACUUUUUCUGUGGUGGAAGUCCCUCUCAGCAAGACCAUGCUGCUGGUGCUGCUGCAACCCAUCAAUGGCAGUGACCUGGAGCAUGUGGAGUCCCAGCUGUCGUUGCAGUCCUCAGGCUGGCUUCAGGAGAUGUCCCCAAGAGAAAUUAAAUUAACACUGCCGAAGUUAACAAUAGAAGACAGCUCUGACCUCCAGGAGCUUCUUUCAGAUAUGGAACUGCCAGCACUGCUGGGGAAGGGGGCAGAUCUCAGUAAAAUAAGUGAUGCCAAUCUAACAGUUGGAAAGGUAAUAAAUAAAGCCCUUUUCAAGCUGAGCGGUGAUGGAACAGAUCAGCCAGAAGAUCCUGCAGCCCAGAAGGAAGAUGCAGUGUUCCUGGAUGUAACAGUGAACAAGCCAUUCCUUUUAGCUGUGUUUGAAGAGAAGUCAAGGGCAAUGCUUUUCCUUGGCAGAGUAACAAACCCUCUGCAUGGGGAUUAAAUGCAAACAGGGGAUGGGAAGGGAGGGCAACGAUACACAUUUCCCACCACCUUUUUCUUAUUCAUUGGCUAUUUUUGUGGUCUUCUUGAGUGCUCUACUUAGCUUCAAGAUGAAGCAGGUAGUAGUGUGUACAACAUAAGGUUUUUGAAGCUAAAAUACUGCAACAUUUCAUCCUUGUUCUUCUUUUCACAUGAGCUAACUCAAGCUCUUCCUCCAGUGUCUCUUUUUCUUCCCUACUUUCCCUAGCUUCUAUUCCCAGAUCUCAUUUUCAGUGUAGUAAGGACAAACUAUCAGUCAGCAGGGAAUUGACUUUAAAAAAAUACAUUAGUUUUUUACAUUAGCAUAAGCAGCAUUUGCUAUAGGAAGGAGCAAAAUGCAAGAUCUUCAUUCUUUAGGGAGCCACUUUUUAAUUUUUAUUUUGGUCAGUUUUGCAAGACAGACCCCUUCCUUUUACAUUACAGUGAAUGUUUUACAGUUACCUACAGAGACAUCUACCUUUAUCUGCAACAUUCUUCUUUAAAAUGCUGUCAACAGCCCAGGCAGGCUUUGGUUGUUGUACUGAGAC